Messenger RNA from Fusarium odoratissimum NRRL 54006, 387 nucleotides. RefSeq lists its product as uncharacterized. The record is from RefSeq and is a predicted model, not a curated record. The transcript has 3 exons. Bases 1 to 387 code for a protein of 128 amino acids. NCBI's taxonomy places the organism in Eukaryota, Fungi, Ascomycota, Sordariomycetes, Hypocreales, Nectriaceae.
AUGUCAGCGACAGGACAACAGCCAGAUCAGCAACCAGAGCAUCGAUCCAAUGGAUCUUCCUCCACUGCACAUAUUAUCCUUGGGCUGCUCACUCCCCCACCGACUCCCCCUCCCUUAACUUCCGGUCCUCCCCCUCCCCCGUCUCAGCCUCCUGAUACAACUCCUGACAACGGAAUUUGCAACUGUAUUGAAAUGUUGGUUGAGACCGAAGAGGUUGAGGAACAAGAACAGGACACAGCCAAGACCAUUUCCCCUCCCCUUGAGGCAACACCCGGCUUCAGCUCUACUGUUAAGACUACUUUGCUGAGCUUGAGAGCCCGUUGGGGCGACCUGCAGGCUAUUGUUCACAACCAAGCGAGUAGAGCAUGCCAACCUUCUUCUGGAUAA